This is a messenger RNA of Cyprinus carpio (common carp), 734 nucleotides long. It is a transcript of the gene calml4b, whose product is annotated as calmodulin like 4b. Gene Ontology annotation, cellular component: myosin II complex. The record is from RefSeq and is a predicted model, not a curated record. Gene Ontology annotation, molecular function: calcium ion binding. NCBI's taxonomy places the organism in Eukaryota, Metazoa, Chordata, Actinopteri, Cypriniformes, Cyprinidae.
CAGAUAUUUUUUGAUUAAAAUGUUGACGUCAGUGGAGAUUCGUCCCUCGGGAAUUAAAGCUCGUCUCAUGCACACAGCUGACAGGAUCCUGUCUGAUUUACUGCACUGCACCGCAGGUCUACGAGUGGAUAUGGCGAAAUUCCUCAGUCAAGAUCAAAUCAACGAGUAUAAAGAGUGCUUUUCGCUGUACGACCAGAAGCGCAGGGGUAAAAUGAAGGCACAGGAUCUGCUGACGGUCAUGAGAUCUCUGGGCUGCUGUCCGACCCUGCAAGAGCUCGACAGACACUUGCUGACCCAUAAAAUCGAUAAGAGCGGCGAGUUGGACUUCUCCACGUUUCUCAGCGUGACGCAUGCGCAGAUCCAGCAGGAGAAGCCGCGGGCCGAGAUCCUGCAGGCCGUGAGGUUCAUGGACACCGGCAAACGAGGCUUUAUCACAGCGUCGGAGCUCAGGGCCAGACUGACAGGCUUUGGAGAGCGACUCACAGAUCAGGAAGUGGACGAGCUGCUGAGAGAAGCCGGCGUGAACGAUGACGGGCAAAUUAACGACGAGGGUUUUGCAAAGAUGGUGACAUUUCUGACCGGCUGAUGCUGGACAAACUUCAGAGCUGCGAUAAAUCAGAAGCAGAAUGUUAUUCCAGCUGAAAACCACAGAUGUUACAGCCUCUAAAUCUUCCUAAAAAAGCAAAAAAUUAAAUAACUUCACUAGCAUGGCCAUAUUAAACUGAUAAAAUACC